Triplophysa dalaica is the source of this 4042-nucleotide messenger RNA. RefSeq lists its product as uncharacterized. Bases 374 to 3685 code for a protein of 1103 amino acids. The record is from RefSeq and is a predicted model, not a curated record. Lineage: Eukaryota; Metazoa; Chordata; Actinopteri; Cypriniformes; Nemacheilidae. The transcript has 20 exons.
GUGUCAAAUGAGGCGAAUUGUAAACAAGCUCUGGAUCCCCUGUCUCCUGUCCAGUUACUUGGCCCAAAACAAACUAUAGGUCCAACAGUUCCACUGAAGGACACUUUCACUGAUAACAAAGAAACAAGUGGUCUGUGUAAAGUUUCUUUAGACUUUUUAUGCGUUUUUGUGGCAAAUUUUAAAAAUGACUUGAGACUCUUGUUCAUUUGUAGUAAAAUCCAUAACCAGUCUGCUCAUUUUAUUGUUUCACAUAGACCCGAUUCUGACUGAUGUAUUAAUAGCACAACCUGAUACAUGCAGUCAGGUUUCAACAGAGGCUCUUGGUGCAUCUUUUUCUGAAGCUACAACUAAAUAUCCAAGCAACACUUGUGAUAUGAACACGAUGCUGUUUUGUAAGACCACAAUUGAAGACGUCCAGAGAUCAGUCAGCUUCAGUGAGGAGAAUGUAAACUCCAUGGGAAAGUUUCAGCAUUCAAUCUCGGAUUCAGUUAAGGAAGACAACGCAGAAAACCUUUCAAAAGCUGAAGAGGAUUUUAGUGGAAAUGCAAAAUCUGAUAUCCUGGAUUCAGCUGGAGUAGAGACAGGGGAGGAGCCCACCUUUAUUUUAACUCUGUAUGAGAUUCCCACCUCUCAGCUGUCUCAAGAAGCUUCCUGUAGUCAUCAGGAGAUUCUCCCUUAUGAACUACAGCCAGCAGAAGUUCACACGCCUCAUCUGUUGUCAAGUUAUUUGCAGUCUCUUCCCUCCACAUUAGAAGAUUCAAGUCAAUUGCACAUGAAUUCACAAGAGACUGAGAAGCCAUGUAAAAGUGUGCCUUGGAAGGUGGAGGAUGAUUCGUCUGUUUUGGAGGAUGCAGUGAAAUAUGCCACUAAACAACAGAUAACCUCAGAGAAGUGCAGCUUUGAUGAGGAAGGAAGCCAUGAAGUGCUCUCAUAUAAUGAUUCUGUGCCAACAGAUGUUACCGGUGUGUUGAAGUUAGGAGAGAAGCUGUUAGAACCUACAGAAAGAAAGGGUGCUUCUCAAAGAAGAAGCAAGAUAAAAGUGAAGCCAAACCUAAGGCCAUGUGCGAAAGCUGGGCCCUCAAAAACAGAGUGUGCAUCCAGCCAGAAACAUACAGCCAACAUUAAUUUACCAACAUCUUGUGAUAUAGCACAACACACUGAGAAAGAGUCCAACCAGAAAACUUCUGUACAAGAGACGGUUGGUUCAUUUGUUCCUAACGUCCUUUCAAACACUGAAGAAAGCGGGAGACAACCCCAUCAUGAUGGUCUAUUGACUGCCAGCGUGCCAGUCUCCGAAGAUAUACAAGAUGAGGUUCCAAUGUCAUGGGGAAGUCCUGUCAAAACUGAUCUCCAGAUGGACAAAGAUACUGCUGUUGACCUCUCAGUGAGAAAUUUUGAAGAUGUUCCUGAUCUACACAGCACUGCCAUUGAGCACUCAAAGGAAGAACUAGAAGACUGUUGUGAGGGUGUUUCACAUGUGGUGUUUGUUGAUGCCCUAGUUGUUGCCUCUGGAGAAAUGGAAGAUAAGAAUGGACUUGUGGGGGACUCUGAAAGUGAAAGACGUUUCCCAACAGUCAAUGACCAAGAAACAUUUUCAGACAUUUCUGAAGAGCUGGAUACUUUUGAAGAAGCAUUAAAUUUAACAUCAACAUCUCAAGACGGGACAGAACAAUCUGAAAGCAUGUUGCAAGUGAGGCCUGAAACAACUUGUAGCAAAGAUGAAACUUCAAGACAGGAGUAUCUAGACGUUAGGUCUCAUCAACCAGCCAUAACACAGAUUACCGCAGAACCUCAGAUCAAGAAAGAGUCUGAUAAAGGGAAAGAAAAAGCUGAACAAGAAGAUUUCUCUGAUCAUUCAAAGGAAGAUUUAGGCACACCACUAAACUUGACUGAAGAAGUCCUGAAGCAAGAGCAACAGCUUGCACAACUCGCCUCAACAUGUGCUGAAACGCAAUCUGUGGAGAAGACUGAGGAUGUGUCGCACGUGGUGCUCUCUGAUAUGUUUGUGGCAGUUUCUCAAGAAAAUAAAGAUGAUGUUCAUAUGGACAGUGAAAUGUCUCCCCUACAUAUUCGUCAGUUGUGUGAAGAUCCCUGUGCUUUAGAGAAAGAACAGAAUCUCACUACGGACGCAGAUCAGGAGGUAGGGGAGCAUGAGGCUGUUUCACACAUGGUGUUGGAUGAUAUAUUCAUGCUGGUCUCUGAGGAAGUGCAAGAUGGUUUAGGCAAAGAACAGAUGACUAUAAGGCAUCAAGCAGAAAGUUCCCAGAUGAAAGAGAGUUCAUUAUGUGCCGUAUCAAAAUCGACAAACAUGGAGCCAUCUUUAUCACCCAAAAGGAGAAUGCCUUCAAAUAAAGGUGUGUUAAAUGUAAAGAUGAUUUUCCCUAAAAGGAGAAUUAGAGAGUCCACACCAAGUGUAGAGAAUUCACCAACAUCUUCAGCAGAGCCUCAUUCAUGUGCUCUGAAGAGUAAGAAAGAGUCAAAUUCAGAAGAGAUUGAGGGCUCAUCUCCUUUUGAAAGUGAAAGGCAACAAACACAAUGUGGUGUCAAGAUUAAAUCAUGUGCUAAAUCACCGUCCACUGACUCAACUGACAUGGAGGAGGCAUGCGAGGGUGUUUCUCAUAUAGUGUUUUCUGAUAUAUUUGUUCCUGUAUCGGACAAGACUACAGAGAGCAGUCUUCACAAGGAGGCAUUAAUUGUUGAGGAGUUAGGUGAUGAAAAACCUACAAAUACAGAAAGAAAAGAUUUAACUGAAAGUCAAUCUUCAGAGCAUUAUAUGGCUUCCUGUAGAAGAGCUGAAUCCCACGAGCAUCAAGCUGAGGAGCAAUGGUCUCUCAGAAGUAAUAUACUUCCCAUUGACUCGAAUGAAAUCGAGAACUGGUGUGAAGGAGUGUCCCACAUGUUGCUGUCAGAUGCGUUUGUGCCCGUCUCUGAGGAAGAGAACAACACAGACCAGAAAGAUGUGGAAAAUGCUAAAAGUCUACCAGAGUAUGGCAGAACAUCUGACAAUGCAAACAAAGAACUUCAAGUAGACAGCAUCUCUGGCACGCAAAAAACUGUUAUGAAAACGAAAGAAAAACCGCCACGAUCACAAUCGAUAACUUCACCUGAAAGGCGAAGUACUUUACAAAUGACACUACGGUCACCCGGAAGAUCUCCAAAAAAUAAACCUUGUUCGCUCAAUUCGACCCAAGCUGUCCCAACAUCACCUCAGCGAGCCAAGACGUCAAUUAAAGAGUGCAUUCAAACUCCAACAAGGCUACAAGCAGAGGAAAUCAUUCGGGAAUGUAAGAUCCCUCUUGAGAGGCUAUCUUUAGAGGAAAUUUGCCAGCACAACUUGCAACCAAAACAUCACAGCACACCUGUCAAUGUGAAACUUCUUUCUAAAGGAAAUGAUAGCAGAAAAAUUGGUUUAGAAUCACAUGCUGCUCAGGAGGAAACCAUGCCAUCAGAUGGCUGGCCAAAGGUUCUCCUCAAUCGUAUAAAUAUAAUGGAUACUGAUGCAGACACUUCCACAUCUUCCUCAUCCCCACCAAGAGCGUCUUCGAUGGCCUACAGACCACCGGAUGAUUAUCAGUCACCUCAGGGCAGACCUCACAACUCUGGUUUGAAUGCUGGUGACGAACCUGCUUCAGUUUCCCAAUUCUUCCUUGAUAACAUCUUUACAGAAGUUGAGGAUCCGAAUUGAUUCUGAUUUGCUGACCUGAUGGUGAAGUCCCUACUGCUGCUAUCCAAGUUGCAUUAAAGUGAACACCACUGCUUUGGUGAAUUGUUAUUUAUUUUAAAUAGUUGUUACAUUUUGUUGACAAAAGGAAAAACUACAGUCAAAAAUCUGUGUCAUAAGGCCCUUCAGUGUAUUUAUUUUGUGAUGUACAACCCUUCCACAAGUUCACCAAUCGCUGCCUUAUUUAUUUGUAUUUAUUUAAUGAUAAACAUUGCUUAUGAUUAACAAACACUUUAUUUUUUUUGCUGACAGCAGUUUGAGUUUGAUAUCUUGUUUUGUCAAAUACAUACAUCUUGUUCAAAUAUAUCUGUUUUUAAGGUU